Molecule: messenger RNA, 10599 nt
Organism: Ichthyophthirius multifiliis
Lineage: Eukaryota; Ciliophora; Oligohymenophorea; Hymenostomatida
Exons: 9
Biological process (GO): microtubule-based movement
Cellular component (GO): dynein complex
Molecular function (GO): ATP binding; minus-end-directed microtubule motor activity; dynein intermediate chain binding
Source: RefSeq, a predicted model, not a curated record
AUGGAAAUAGAAAAUCGAAAAUAUUAAAAAACAUUAGAAAGUGGAUGCUUAGGUAAAGAUUAAGCUAAAUGCAAAUAGUGGAAAAUUAAUUGGGAUUGUUAAUUAUAUAAAGCUUUAGAACAUUAAUACUAAAGGGGUUUUUAACUUUUAGAUUAAAAUUUAGAAGAAAUAAAUGUUGAUUUAGUACUUUAAGGAAAGAAUAUAUAAUUAAAACCUUCUUUAGAAGAAAUAAAAGAUAAAUAUUAUAAAGAAAUAAAAGUAUUUAUUAAUUGGCCUGUUAAAGAAAUAUAAAGUUUCAGUGGAAACAGCGAUAUAUAUUAAUAAAUGCCAAAAUAAAACACAGAUUUCAUAGUGUUAGUUUAUUAAAAAGCCUAUAACUUAUUUACAAUUUUAUAAAAUGAAUUGUAAUAAUAUAAUCUUUGGAGUUAAAUUGCUUAAUUUGAUAUAGAAACUAUAGAAGAUAAAAUCUAAAGUAUGGAAGAAUGGGAAAUCAAUAUAAAAUAUAUAUAAUAGAAAAGAGAUGAAAUCGAAAAUAUAGAAGAUAAUAAAUAAAUAAACUGUUUUAAUAUAAAUAUGAAGCCAUUUAAAUAAAAUAUGGAUGAUUGUUUAUAAAACCUAAUUGAUAGUAUAGUGAAUAUUUUAAAAAGUAGUGUAAAGAAAGAUUGUGAUUUAAUUGAGGAUUUCAUUUCUGGAAGUCUCGAAAGACUUACCAAUAAGCCCAAAAGUAUGGAAGAGAUGAAUCAAGCAAGAAAUUCAUAUAUAGAAUUAAAAGAAAAAAAAACUGAAAUGGGGGAUAAGAUAAAUAAUAUAUAAAGUAAGAAUAAAAUAUUAAAAAAAAUUGUCGGAUUUGUCUAUAAUAUUGCAAAUACUGAAAAAAGAUGGGAAAAUUUUGAAGUUGCAAUAGGAGAUUUUGAUAGUAUAUUAUUCGAAUAGUCUAAAUAAAUCAGAUAGGAUAUAGGAAAAAAAGGAGAUUUUUUAAAUUAAGAAAUCGACAAGUUUUAUACUAGAUGGUAAAGUGUAAAACCGUAAAAAGUAGAAAAAUUUGAUAAAGAAAGUGCGAGGGAAUUAGGUGUUAAAAUGAAAGAAAUGUAAAGCUAGUGGACAGAUAUUGAAUAAAGGAUCGAUAAUUUAUCAAAAGAUGCUAAACAUUUCGAAAUGAAUGAAUUUAAGUUUAAUAAUUUGUUAAAUGUUAAAAAUGAUUUAUCUUCAGGAGUAGUUUUUUUGUAUUUUAUUAAUAUAAAUUUUUAAAUAAAAUUUAAAAAGGAUUCUUAAUGGGCAUUGUUUGACAAAUUUAAUAGUGAACUAGAAAAUUUAGAAAAAGAAGAAUGGAUUGUAUUUAAAAGCAGAUUAUAUGAUUUUUAAGAUUUCUUAGUUUAAUGGGAUGCUUAAUUAAAACCUUUUGUUAAUAAAACAGAUCCUAUAAUACAAUAUAUGACUGAAUAAAUAUAAAUAUUUCAUAAAAUAUGGACUUCUUUACGUCUAUGUGUUGGUGAUACAUUCGAAAGGGAACAUUGGAGAAGUCUAUUUAUACUUUUGAAAAUUCCAAAAGAAAUAAAUUUAGAAAAUUUAAAAUUCGGCCAUUUAUUAGAUGCUGAAAAUCAACUUUUCGAAAAAACAAAUGACUUAAAGGAAUUAGUUGCCCGAUCUUAAGGCGAAAUAUCACUCCGGGAAGCCAUAUAGGAAUUAAAAUAAUGGUGCGAUACAUAUUGUUUCGAAUUAACUGAAAAUAUAUCGAAUAAUCGAACCACUCCUUUAAUUAAAGAAUGGAAAGAUCUAUUAACUAAAGUAUCAGAUAAUUAAAGUUUAUUAUUAAGUAUGAAAGAAAGUAAGUUCAUUGGAAGAUUCGCAGACUAAAUAGAUUAAUUCGAAUAAAAACUAGGAGGAGUAGAUGAAUAUUUAACUAAAUUAUAAAUCAUAUAAAGAAAAUGGGUUUAUUUGGAACCCAUUUUCGGUAGAGGAGCACUUCCAGCUGAAUAAGGAAGAUUUAGACGCUUAGAUGAUGAUUUUAGAUCUAUAAUGCUUAAUAUAGAAAAAGAUCCAAGAGUAGUACUUUUAUGUUAAAUAGGAGGUAUAAGAGAUACUUUAGAAACUAUAUUAGAUUAAUUGGAGAGAUGUUAGAAGGCUUUAAAUGAUUUUUUAGAAGAAAAAAGAAGCCGUUUUCCUAGAUUUUAUUUUUUAGGAGAUGAUGAUUUAUUGGAAAUUCUGGGUUAAAGUUAAAACGCAAAUGUAAUUUAAAUGCAUUUGAAAAAACUUUUUGCAGGGAUACACAAAGUGGAAUUUGAUAAAAAAAUAGAAUAAAUACUAUCUAUGGUUUCUAGUUAGAAAGAAAGUGUUGUUUUAUGUGAAAAAGUAUAAAUUUAAGAAAAUGUAGAAAAUUGGCUUUCUGAAUUGUCUAUUAAAAUGGUCAAAACAUUAAAAAAUUCACUUAAUUAAUGCUUAGGGGAAGAUUCGUUGUAAAUAGAAAAUUUCCCAAGUUAAAUAUUGUGUGUUAGAGAGGAAAUUAUGUUCAAUUAUUAAGCAUUAGAAGCCAUUAAGGAAGGAAAAUUAGAUUCUUUAAAUCAAAAUUUGAACAAAAAACUUGAAUUUUAUACUAAAUAAGUAGGAGGAAGUGAACAUUUAACGUCUUUGAAGCUAAAAGCGUUAAUUUUAGACUUAAUUCAUCAAAUUGAAGUAAUAAAUUUACUUAUAAAUGAAGAAGUUAAGGACGUAUAAGACUGGAAUUGGUACAAACAAUUAAAAUAUUAAAUGCAAGAAAAAAUAUGCGAAAUAACAAUGUGUAGAGCUAAAUUUAAUUACACUUAUGAAUAUUAAGGAAAUGCUCCAAAACUUGUGCAUACUCCCCUAACUGAUAAAUGUUAUUUAACAUUAACACAAGGAAUGGAUAUGGGUUACGGAGGAAAUCCAUAUGGUCCAGCAGGUACAGGAAAAACUGAAUCUGUAAAAGCCUUAGGUUAAGCUUUUGGAAGAUAAGUUCUUGUAUUUAAUUGUGACGAGGGUCUUGAUUUUAAAAGUAUGGGAAGAAUAUUUAUUGGUUUAGUAAAAUGUGGGGCUUGGGGAUGUUUUGAUGAAUUUAAUCGUUUAUUAGAGGAAUAAUUGUCAGCUAUUUCUUAAUAAAUAUAAAUAAUAUAAUGGGCUAUAAAAGAAGAUGAAAAAACAAUGCAUUUAAUGUCGCAAAUAGUCGAAGUAAACAGAAAUUCGGGUAUUUUUGUCACUUUAAAUCCAGCAGGAAAAGGGUACGGAGGACGUAGUAAACUUCCUGAUAAUUUAAAAUAGCUUUUUAGACCUGUGGCUAUGUCUGUACCUGAUAACGAGAUUAUUGCGGAAACUUUACUAUACUCCGAAGGUUUCAAGAACGCGAAAGAUUUAGCUUAAAAAGUUAUUUCUGUUUUUACAUUGAGUAAAUAGUUACUUUCUCCCUAAUAACACUAUGAUUGGGGCUUGAGGGCUUUAAAAACUAUACUAACGGUAGCCGGAUAAUUAAUUUAAAGAGAGAAAAAUCAAAAAAUUACCAAAGAAGUUGAAUAUGAGCUAGUUAUUAAAGCUAUUAGAAUCAAUACUAUGAGUAAAUUGACUUUCUAAGAUACGCAGAAAUUCGUUUCUUUACUAGAAGAUGUUUUCCCAGGCACGAUUUCAGGCGAUAUCCUUUAUGAAUAAAUAAGUGAAGUUUCAAAAGAAGUUUUGAGGGAAAAUAGACUUGAUAUAAUUGAAACAUAAAUCCAAAAAAUCCUGUAAUUCUACGAGGCUACAAAAUAGCGUAUGGGGGUAGUUUUAGUAGGUCCUUCCGGUUGUGGGAAAACUACUAUAUGGAAAACUCUAAAAAAAGCAUAUGAGAAAAUCGGCUAGUAAGUAAAAAUAUACAUCAUGAACCCCAAAAGUAUGCCCAGAAGUCAACUACUAGGUCUCAUGAAUAAUGAUACUAGAGAAUUUUCGGAAGGUGUAUUGACAUCAAGUGCCAGAGAAGUAGUAAAAAACCCUGCCGAUGUAAUAAAUUGGAUAAUAUGUGAUGGAGAUAUAGACCCUGAAUGGAUUGAGAGUUUAAAUAGUGUGUUAGAUGAUAAUCAUUUACUUACUUUACCUACUGGGGAGAGGAUUUCAUUUGGGGAUAAUGUAAAUUUUAUAUUCGAAACUAAUGAUUUAUAGUUUGCAUCACCUGCUACUGUAAGUAGAAUGGGAAUGAUUUUUUUAAAUUAGGAAGAUAUUAAGGUUCAGAGUGUAGUUUUAAAGUGGCUAUCUUUAGGAAACAAUUAAAAUUAAGAUUUAUUAAAGGAAUUUUUAGAUUAGUUUUUUUAUAAAAUUUUGGAUUUUGUAUCUGAAUUUGAAGAUGAAUAAAUUGUUAAUACUACCAAAAUUGGACUGGUUAAUAAUGUACUUUCCCUUUUAUAAAAUGUAUAGACGAAAAAUUAAUUCUUUGUGUAGAUUUUGAAGGGUUUCGCAAGUAAUUUCCCCUAAUAAAUAAGAAGUAAAAUUGCUAAGUUUAUAUUUGAUUUAGGAAAUAUAUCAGCUCCAGUAGAUAUUAAUUUAUUCCCUUUAGAUUUUUAUAUAACGGAAGAUUCUUAAUAAUUAAAAGCUAUAAAAAGUCAUUAAUAAACUGAGAAUAUUUAAAAUGAAGAUUUCGCAAAUAAUAAUGAGGAAAAUCCUCUUCCCAUAAAAACUAUAGGACUAUAAAGUGACAUAGAAUUAAUAAAACCCUGGAUUUUAAACUGCCAGCCUUUUAUAAUUUGCGGACCUGAAGGGUGUGGUAAAAGUAUGUUGAUUAGAAGUUCUUUUGAAAUAUUAAAAAACUUAAACUAGAAAAUAAGUAUAGCUACUAUAUUUUGCAACGCCUAGACAACUGCUUAAUAAAUAAUAUAAAAAUUAAACUAAAUUUGUAUAAAAGGAACUUUUGCAUAAGGAAGAAUUUUAAAGCCUAAAGAAGCUUCUCGAUUGGUAAUUUAUCUAAAAGAUAUUAAUUUACCGAAACCCGAUAAAUACUUGACUAUUUAAUUAAUAGCUUUUCUUUAACAAAUAAUUACCCAUAAAGGCUACUAUGAUGAUUCUUUAGAGUUCAUUUACUUAGACGAAAAAAUAUAAAUAGUAUGCUCAAUGGCACCUCCUUCGACUAUUGGAAGACAUUAAAUUUCAACUAGGUUUACUGCUAAUGUAAGGAUUCAUUAUAUGUAAUAUCCUAAAAAAGAGGAAUUAUGUGAAAUUUAUGAAUGUUUUUUUUUAAAAAAUAACCUUAAAAAUAAUAAUAUGGAAAAAAAAAUGGCUAAUACACUAAUAGAACUUUAUUUUGGAAUAACAAAAAUAUUUAAUGUAGACUAAUAAAGACACUAUAAUUUUACGCCAAGAAAUUUAACUUAGAUUGUUUUCGGAAUGAGUAAAUAUGAAAACGAUUAAUAAAUUAUUGAGUCUUUUUUGAAUGAAAUUAAUAAAACUUUUAAAGAUAGAUUAAUUAAUAUUCAAUAGUAAAAUUAAUUUGAUGAAUUUGUUUAUAAUUUAUUGAAUUAAAAUUUCCAAGUUCAAAAAAAUUCGCUUAAAGACAUUUACUUUGCCUAUUAAAAUAACAAAUUUACUAAAUUAUCCAAAAAAGAUUAUAUUUAAUACCUAUAAUAAGGCCUGAUGUUAUAUGAAAGGGAAUUUAAGGAGAUGAAACUGCAUUUAUUAGAUGAAAUUUUAUCACUUUUAUCUAGUCUAGACCGUGCUUUAUCCCUAGGAGGAGGUAUUUUAUUAUGUGGGAAGAGCGGGAUAGGUCGAAGAAGCUGUUUAAGUUUAAUUUGUGCAAUUUUAAGGAUGGAAAUAAACUCUCCUUGUACUAUGAGAGAUUAUUCAGUUAGGGAUUUUAAAAAAGAAUUGAAAAUAAUACUCGAAAAAGCUGCAGUUUAAAAUAAGUAAAUGGUUUUAUUUAUAGAAGACCACCAUGUAUAAAAAUCCGAAUUUUUGGAAAUUAUAAACAGUCUAAUUUCUUGUGGAGAAAUACCCGGUUUAUUUUCACAAGAAGAAAUCGAGCAUUCUUUUUCGAAUAAUAUAGAAGAUAUUAGAAGGGAAUAUUACGGAAAAAGCUUAUAUGAGAUUUUCUGUUUAAGAGUAAAGUAAAAUCUCAGAGUAGUCCUAAACAUGGACUUUACUAGUAAAGAAUUCGGCAAUAAUUGUGCUUAAAAUCCUGCUUUUUUUGCUAAAUGUACUGUUAUUUGGUUAAGUGAAUGGAAAUAAGAGUCUAUGAAAGUUAUUUUAAUGAAUGAAUUAUAGGAAGGAUUAUUUAAAUAAGUUUAAAAUGAAAAAUAAUAGGAAAACAUUGUUAAUUAGAUUAUUAAUAUUCAUGAUUUGGAAGUUAAGGAAAAUCAAGCAGCCCCUUUAAAAUUCUUUUAAUUUGUAGAAACAUAUAAAAAGAUUUUUGAAGGAAAAAUUAAUUCAAGAGGAUCUAAAAGUUAACAUCUUAAAUAAGGCCUAAAAAAAUUACAAGAAGCUAAAGAUAUGGUCGAUUAAUUAGGAAAAUAAGCCCAAUAAAAAUAAAAAGAAUUAGCUUAAAAAUAAGCGGAAGCAGAUACUGCUUUAGUUUAAAUUUCAAAAGCAAUGUAAGACGCAGCUGAUAGAAAAUAAGAAUGUGAGCAAAUCAAGCAUUUCUUAUAAUCAGAGGAAGUAAAAAUAUAAGAUUCAAGGAUAGAAGUAGCUGAAUAAUUAAAAGAUGUCUAACCAUUAGUAGAAGCAGCUUAAAAAUCAGUUUAAGGAAUUUAAAAAGGUGAUUUAGAUUUUCUCAGAAACUUAAAAAUGCCUCCACCUGUUAUACAUAAUAUUAUGCGAGCAGUUCUUCGUGUAUUUGAAAAUAAUGAUGAUCGUUGGACUGAAAUAAAAAAAUUUUUAGGCAAUAGAUAGGUUUUAGAACAAAUAAUUAACUUUGAUCCUUCUAUAAUAACACCUAAAGUCAGAAGAGAGGUAUAAAUAGCUAUAAAUGAGAACGAAUCUUCUUUUAGAAAGGAAGUUUCUUAUAAUGCCUCGAAAGCUGUUGGUCCUAUGGCUGAAUGGGUAUUGGCUAUAUUAAAAUAUUCUGAAGUAAUCGAAAAAGUUCUUCCUUUAUAAUAAAAAUUAUAAAAAUUCGACCAGAAAUUAAACGAUAGUAAAUAGAAACUAAAAGAAAAUGAAAACGAACUAAUAAAGCUGGAAUAAAAAGUAGAAAGUUUAAAAGAUAAUUUUUCCCAAAAAACCUCCGAAGCCCAAAAACUCAAAUCAGAUUUAAAAAAAGAAGAAGAAACCCUAAAUAUUGCCUCUUCACUUUUAUCUAAAUUAGCCGACGAAAAAAUAAGAUGGGAACACCAAUCUUUAUAAAUAGAAACAGAAUUUCAGACUUUCCCAUAAAACUCCUUAUUAGCAGCUGCUUUUACCACUUAUUUACCUCAAAAAGACGAAAACUAGCGUGAAAAAGCGCUUCUCAAAUGGAAAAAAAGCUCUAAUAAUAGCGCAUUUAACUACUUAAAAUUCCUCACUACAGAGUAAUAAAUACUCAAAUGGAAGCAAGAAUCUCUCCCUUCAGACUCUCUUACACUUGAAAAUACUUUAAUUUUACAAAAUACAUCUAAAACUGCUUUAAUGAUAGAUCCAAAUGGUUAGGCUACUUCUUGGUUAAAAAAAACACACUCAAAUUUAGAAAUACUAAAUUUUUAAGAUUAAAAAUUCUCGAAUCAACUAGAAUUAGCAGUUCUUUUCGGAAAAACACUCCUGAUUUAAGAAAUGGACAAAAUAGAACCUAUUCUAGUCCCUAUUUUAAGAAAAGAUUUGAUCCAUUAAGGGCCUAGGUGGGUUAUCUAAAUAGGUGAUAAAUACAUUAAUUUUUCUGAAAAUUUUGUUCUUUUCUUAGCGACAAGGAAUUCUUCUAUAUAAAUAUAAUAAUCAAUACAGGCUUAAAUAUGCAUUAUUAAUUACUCAGUGACUAAAAGUGGGCUUGAAGGUAAAUUAUUGUCUAUAAUAAUAAACCAUGAAUAGCCUGAUUUAGAAAAUAAAAAACAGGAGCUUCUCGAAAACGAAUAAAGCCUAAAAAUUCAACUUGCAGACCUAGAAAAAACACUACUAGAAGAACUAGCAAAUUCUUAAGGAAAUAUACUAGAAAAUACCGUCCUUUUAGAAAGCCUGAAUCAAACUAAAGCCAAAAGUUAAACUAUUACUAUUAGUUUAGCCGAAAGUACCAAGCUUUAGGAAAAUCUAGAUACAUAAAGAGAAGUAUAUAGGACUUUGGCUAUAAAAGGUGCUUAAUUAUUCAUUACUAUAAGCGAUUUAUCUAAAAUAAACAAUAUGUACAGAUUUUCAUUAUAAUAUUUCAUCAAUUUAUUCUCUUAAUGUCUAAAUACACCAAAAAAAGCUUCCGAAAUAAACCAAAAACUAAAAGAAUCUGAAAACCAAUUAAAUAAAAUAAUCUUCAACAAUAUUGCAAGUUCCCUUUUUAAAGCCGAUCGAAUGACCCUUUCCCUUCAUUUAAUAAAUGAUAUUUUCCCUUAAUUUUUUGCUGAAAAUGAAUACUAGUUUUUCCUUGGAAAUAUACUUUCUAUAGAAAACCAAAACACUAAUUUCCCUAAGUUUCUGCCUUAAGAAAAUCGCGAACAAUUCUCUUCAUUUAUAAGUACCUUCCCUUAAUUAAAUAAUUAAUUAAACUUCACAUAAAAUGCUAAAGAAUGGGAAAAAUGGUCCAAAACUCUCGAAUGUGAAAAAGCCUUCCCCUAAAACAUCAACAUAACUCCCUUUUAAAAAGUCCUUGUAGUCCAGAUAUUCCGUCCAGAGAGACUUCAGACCUCUCUAAACGAUUUUAUAUGCGAAAUUCUCUAAUUAUAGUCACUUUCAGGCAAUUAAUUUUCCUUUUAAUCCCUAAAUAAAGACGAGCCUUCCCUAUUUAUCCUUUCUCCCGGUUCUGACCCUUCUACAGAACUCGAAGAAUACGCAAAUUAAGAAAUCGGAAGAGAAAACUAUAUAUCUAUGUCUAUGGGAGGUAAUUAAAACGACAUAGCUUUAGAAAAACUACGCGAAGCAUAGAACAAAGGUCUUUGGAUUUGCUUAAAAAACCUCCAUUUAGUCACCAGUUGGCUCCCAGUAUUAGAAAAAGAGAUUAAAAACACCCUCUAGAACGAAACUACUCACAAAAACUACCGCGUUUUCCUCACGACGGAGCCUCACGAGAAAUUCCCUGCUAUAUUAUUAGAAACAUGUCAAAAAAUAUCAUAUGAAUCACCCCCUGGAGUCAAAAAAGGUAUCGAGAGGAUACUAAAUGGCUGGAAUAAUGAAUUAUUAUCAAAAGGAAAUACCAAAAGAGCCCAAUUGAUGUUCUCAGCGAGUUUUUUUCACUCCAUUUUGGUAGAAAGAAGGACUUUUAUACCCUAAGGAUGGUCUAAAAUAUAUGAAUUUUCCUAUGGUGAUUUGCGUGCGGCCAUUUAAAUUAUUGAAAACCUACAUAAUGACAAUAAUUUUAGUUGGAAAACACUACAUGGUUUAUUCGAAAAUGCAAUCUAUGGAGGAAGAAUAGACGAGUUUUUCGAUAUGAGAGUUUUAAGGGCAUAUAUAGACUAAUAUUUUAAUGAAAAAAUACUCAACGGAACUUUUUUAAUUGGAAAUCUAAUAAAAAUGCCCCAAAGUAAUAAUAUUAAUGACUUCUAGGCUAUAAUUGAAGAAAAAAUGCCCGAAAAUGAUACUCCAUUGCUUUUUGGGCUUCCUUAAAAUAUAGAUAAAGCUGUUUAAAGGUAUAAUACAUAAAGAUUAAUAGAAAAUUUAAAAAAAAUAAAAAAAACAUCUCUUUUAGAAUUAAAAUUCGACAAAAUUUAAUGGCUUUAAAAUCUCGAACCGAUUUUCCUUUUAUGGAAUACCCUAAAUAAAAACAUAAAAAACCUACCAUAGAUUAAAAACCAAGACCUAUUAACUAACGAUCCUAUAGAGUCUUUUGUAUUUUUGGAAGCCUAGUAAUCUUUCCUUAUGUUAGAAAAAAUAAACUAAUAGAUAAAUAAUCUAUAAAAAGUACUCGAAGGAAAUGCACUAUUAACAACCGAAAUUCAUCAGACCGGAAAUGACCUUAUGUUAGGUAAUAUACCCGAAAAAUGGCUAAAAAUAUGGGAAGGAGCUGAAAAUCCAUCUUAAUGGUUAAAAGGCUUUACUACGAGAGUGUCUUAGUUAAAAAAAUGGUUAGAAAAUACUAAAAAUAAUACUCUAGUAAAUAAUAGUGUCAAUUUAGCAGAUUUAUUCCAUCCGGAUGUUUUUUUGAAUGCAGUGAGGUAAAAAAGUGCUAGAUUAAUGAAAAAACCAUUAAACGAUUUAAAAAUAGUAUGCUCUUUUGAUAAUAAGAAAAUUUAAAGUCUAUGUCCAAUUGUAAUUAAAGUUAGUAAUUUGUUACUUUAAGGGUGUAAUAUUGAAGGCGAAUUUUUGUAAGAUGGAGGUAGUGACAUUCCAGAGUUUAUUUGUUUAGAAGAAUUAUAUUUUGGAUUUGUGGAGAAAAAAUAAGGGGAUAUUUAUGAUUAGAAAAGCUUAGGGGAAUUCCCGAUUUUUGCUAAUAUUUUUAGAGAAUAAUUGAUUGCUAAAGUUAAUUUGCCGAUUAAAGGAUGUUUUAAUAAAAAAGUAUUAGCGGGAGUUGCUAUUAUUUUGUAAAAUAAUUGA